Pipistrellus kuhlii (Kuhl's pipistrelle) is the source of this 1806-nucleotide messenger RNA. RefSeq names its product small ubiquitin like modifier 1 (gene SUMO1). Bases 16 to 723 code for a protein of 235 amino acids. Gene Ontology annotation, cellular component: nucleus; PML body. Gene Ontology annotation, biological process: protein sumoylation. The record is from RefSeq and is a predicted model, not a curated record. NCBI's taxonomy places the organism in Eukaryota, Metazoa, Chordata, Mammalia, Chiroptera, Vespertilionidae. Gene Ontology annotation, molecular function: protein tag activity; ubiquitin-like protein ligase binding. The transcript is spliced from 5 exons.
CGCGAGGCGGAGACAAUGGAAGUCUCCGGGCUCAGCCUUCCGAAACGGGCCGGAGGGAGGGGGCGGGGCUGUCAGCAAACCCCAAACCCCGAGGCGGGGGCCCGGACUUUCCCCGGUGUCGGGGGUCCGGAGUUGGGGGGCGUCGGGAUCAGACUGUGGUUCACUCACUCGCACGCCCCCGGCCCGCAGCCCGAGCCCUCCCGCCGCGGCGCCCCCACCCCGCCCGCGCCCGCCUCGCCUCGCCUCGCCUCCUCCCCGGCCCGCUCCCUCCGCGGAGCGGAAGUGACGCGCGGCCGAGCGGAAGUGCCUGCCGCCGCGGUGUUGUGCUGUGGGGAAGAGGGACGGGUUUGUAAACCCCGGAGCGAGGUCCUGCCUACCCGAGGCCGCUGCGGUGCGGAGACCCCGGGCGAAGCGCCGUCACCAUGUCUGACCAGGAGGCAAAACCUUCAACUGAGGACUUGGGGGAUAAGAAGGAAGGAGAAUACAUUAAACUCAAAGUCAUUGGACAGCAGUGAGAUUCACUUCAAAGUGAAAAUGACAACACAUCUCAAGAAACUCAAAGAAUCAUACUGUCAAAGACAGGGAGUUCCAAUGAAUUCACUCAGGUUUCUCUUUGAAGGUCAGAGAAUUGCUGAUAAUCACACUCCAAAAGAACUGGGAAUGGAGGAAGAAGAUGUGAUUGAAGUUUAUCAGGAACAAACAGGGGGUCAUUCAACAGUUUAGAUAUUCUUUUUAAUUUCUUUUCUUUUCCCUCAAUCCUUUUUUAUUUUUAAAAAUAGUUCUUUUGUAAUGUGGUGUUAAAACGGAAUUGAAAACUGAUGCCCCCAUCUCUUUAAAACAUCUGGUAAUUUGAAUUCUAGUGCCCAUUAUUCAUUAUUGUUUGUUUUCAUUGUGCUGAUUUUUGGUGAUCAAAUGUCAGCCUCCUUCAUAUUGCCCUCUCCUUUUGAAAUAUUACGUGUGUGCACAGGGAGGCCACCUUUUCCAGGACUGUGCAUUUUCAGGCUUGUGAUAUAAAUAGAGUCGACCAAUGCAAGUGUUCAUAAUGACUUCUAAUUGGCCCUGAAGUUCUAGCAUGUGAUUGCUUCACUCCUGGACUAUGACUUUCAGUGGGAGGUGGAAGUUUUUCAGAGAACUCAACUGUGGAAAAAUGACCUUUUCUCAGCUUGAAGCUACUUUUAAAAUCUGAAGGUCUGGACCAAAAGAAGAGGAAUAUCAGGUUGGAGUCAAGAUGACCAAUGAGGUGAGAGUAAAGACUAACUCCAAAGAUGGCUUCACUGAAGAGAGAGCAUUUUAAGAAUAAAGAAAAAUCUUGUCAGAAGAUCCCAGAACAGUUUUAAUUUUCAUUAGCAGUUAAUAGAGUUAUUCAUGCAGAAGUGUGCAGAACACUGCUCUUUUUGAUUUUAUUUGUACUUUUUGGCCUGGGAUUUGGGUUUUAAAUGGACAUUAUCUGUACCAGCUUCGUUAAAAUAAACAAAAUGUUUGUAAAAAUCUUACUAAUGUUCCAUUUUAUUUUUAUUGUAUAGAAAGAAAAAAAUGGCUGAAACAAGAUUUUCUUGCAUAAUACUGGAAAUUAUUGUUUGUAUAUGGAACAAAUAAAUUUUUUCUUCAGUACUGUACAGUGAUGAUUGUGACUUUGAAGCACUGAAAGUUACUGAAGUGCCUUCUGAAUUAAGGAUUUAAUUAAGGCCACAAUACCUUCUUAAAUGCUCAGUGUUCUGUGUGUGUUUUUAAAACUUGAUAUUUCUGUAUGGUGCAUAUAUAUGACACUUAUCCAGUCAUGUUGAAUAAAUGGGCACAUCAAAAAUU